Molecule: messenger RNA, 651 nt
Organism: Castor canadensis (American beaver)
Lineage: Eukaryota; Metazoa; Chordata; Mammalia; Rodentia; Castoridae
Source: RefSeq, a predicted model, not a curated record
AGGAUCUUCUCUGUGCAGGCCGACAUCAACGGCCUGCGCAGGGUGCUGGACGAGCUGACCCUCGCCAGAGCUGACCUGGAGAUGCAGAUCGAAGGCCUGAAGGAGGAACUGGCCUACCUGAAGAAGAACCACGAGGAGGAAAUGAAUGCCCUUCGAGGCCAGGUGGGUGGAGAUGUCAGCGUGGAGAUGGAUGCAGCCCCUGGGGUGGAUCUGAGCCGCAUCUUGAAUGAGAUGCGUGACCAGUAUGAGAAGAUGGCAGAGAAGAACCGCAAGGAUGCCGAGGACUGGUUCUUCAGCAAGACAGAGGAGCUGAACCGUGAGGUGGCCACCAACACUGAGGCCCUGCAGAGCAGCAGGACAGAGAUCACGGAGCUCCGCCGUUCUGUGCAGAACCUGGAGAUCGAGCUGCAGUCCCAGCUCAGCAUGAAAGCAUCACUGGAGAACAGCCUGGCUGAGACAGAGGCGCGCUAUGGGGCCCAGCUGGCCCAGCUGCAGGGACUCAUCAGCAGCAUUGAGCAGCAGCUGUGUGAGCUGCGCUGUGACAUGGAGCGGCAGAAUCAUGAAUACCAGAUCUUACUGGACGUGAAGACCAGGCUGGAGCAAGAGAUUGCCACCUACCGCCGCCUGCUGGAGGGCGAGGAUGCCCAGUGA